Polistes dominula (European paper wasp) is the source of this 759-nucleotide messenger RNA. RefSeq names its product mitochondrial distribution and morphology protein 12-like. The record is from RefSeq and is a predicted model, not a curated record. NCBI's taxonomy places the organism in Eukaryota, Metazoa, Arthropoda, Insecta, Hymenoptera, Vespidae.
CGGGGCGAGAAUCCGAACCUCCCCACCGGCUAUCUUGGCACGUCCGGUUGCGGCACGGGCUGUACGCCUGGCUGCGCUACCGGGUGCACAUCUGGUUGCACGUCUGGCUCUUCUUCGGCCGGCAGGUUGUCGCACGUUGGCGUACCCUACGGCAGCGUUCCAUUCUCUUGUCAGGCAACUGGCAUAGCACCACCACCACAACCACCACCACCGCCACCGCCACCGAGCCAUCAUCAUCCGGAGCAUCAGCAACACCAUCAUCCCCAUCAUCCACGUUUGGGCCAUGUUGCCGCGGCAGCGAGUGCCGCUGCCGCUGCGGCCGCAUCGAUAGGGAUGGAAUCUUCGGACUUGGUCGCGGUGGCUCAUUACCAAGCGCAACAACUUCAGCGACAAUUGUUGGCCGAGCAGUCGGCUCCGGGCACUAUGCUGCCACCGUCUGCUCAGUCUACUGGUGGAGGCUUGACGCAGCCGUUACAGCAGGGACAACAAACUCAACAAUCCCAGAGCCAGGAUCCACUGCAGAGCUUGGUGCAACAGUUGCUCUGCUUGCAGCAGAUCGAAUAUUUCUUCGCCCAACGCGGACACAAGUGAUACACGCCUGCAUACAUAUAUACAUAUAUGCGCGUUUAAUAUAUAUAUGUAUGUAUGUGUUUAUACAUUAAGCGUUUAUAUCUGCGGUGUCUCUUCUACUCCUCCUCCUUCUCCAUCAUCGUCGUCGUCGUCAUCAUCAUCGUGAUCGCCAUCAUCAUAUCAUAGUCA